This is a messenger RNA of Sphaeramia orbicularis (orbiculate cardinalfish), 4147 nucleotides long. It is a transcript of the gene grm2b, whose product is annotated as glutamate receptor, metabotropic 2b. The record is from RefSeq and is a predicted model, not a curated record. Gene Ontology annotation, biological process: G protein-coupled receptor signaling pathway. The coding region runs from base 870 to 3548 and encodes 892 amino acids. Lineage: Eukaryota; Metazoa; Chordata; Actinopteri; Kurtiformes; Apogonidae. Gene Ontology annotation, molecular function: G protein-coupled receptor activity. Gene Ontology annotation, cellular component: membrane. The transcript is spliced from 6 exons.
UGCGCCUUUUUAUGUCGAUUCCUGCAACUCCAAAGAGCGCACAGUAGUAGCAGAGUAGCCUAUUCUUGCAAGUUAGAUGUGAUUAUUUUAGACUCAAUCCUAUGUCGGUGUUGUGACUGUAACUCACUCCACUACCUUGCGAACAAACCCUAUAUAGUCAGGUUGUUGAGAGGCGACAGCGCAGCGCAGUUCGAUGCACUCAUAGCAGUGGAGCAGGAGAAGAGUGGCUGCAUGUGUGUGUGUGUGUGUGUGUGAUCCGAUGGUUCUACAACGGGAUUUCUCAGCUGCUUUUUCAACUUAAUUUAAUCAACUUUCCGGUAUGAGACGCAUCUAAAUGAAAAACAAUGCAAAAAAGGAAAAAAAAUGUAUGAUCACUAUUUAGAGUAGAUUGGCUCGUCUUUCAGUGUUGUCUGGCAGUGACAUACAGCGGUCUAUAGGAGAAUCCUCCGAGCUCUACCCGAUGUUUGUGGACAUAUGAGAGAGCACUUGGGCGGUAUUUUUGCUCCAGUCUGUAGGGUUUGCGCACAAGGUGUCUGUCAGGCACAAGUUGGAGAGCACCGAGAGGAGUUUGUCAGACUUGCCAAUGUGAAAACUCCACUUCAGAACCAAGGACAGAGCCAGCUGCCUGGCAAACAUGUUCAAAGUGAACAUCUGGAGUCUGCUCGUCACAUGAAGAGCUUCACGGUGUCACUGUCGCACGACUUGUGGAAAAGACAGAGCUGCAGAUUUGUGCAGAAAAAGACAUCAACAGCAACAAUAAGGAAAUAUUGAACAUGCUGCACUUAAUAAGAAAAGACUCUAAAGUCAUCUUCCUCCCGACUCUGUGAACUUUUACUCCUCUGUACUUCAACCUGCCACUGGAUCUUGCCAUGCUGAGUGUAGUGUUCUGCCCCGGGUCGCCGACCAAAUUUGCCCAUUACUUGCCUCUCCACAUGCUCCUGCUGGAGCUGCUGAUACCAGGAGUCCUGCCCAGCAUCUCAAGAUUACCCCCCGCAGCCAAACGUGAGAUCAUCAUCGAUGGAGACUUGGUGAUCGGAGGCCUGUUUCCGGUGCACGAAAAGGGCGAUGGGACGGAGGACUGUGGGAAGAUCAAUGAGGAGAGAGGGAUCCAGAGACUGGAAGCCAUGCUGCUGGCACUCGAUGAAAUUAACUCCAGCGACCGCAUCCUUCCUGGACUCCAGCUGGGGGCCCACAUCCUGGACACCUGCUCGAAGGACACGUAUGCUCUGGAGCAGUCUCUAGAUUUUGUCAGGGCCUCUCUUACCAAGGUUCAUGAUCCUGGCUUCAUCUGCCCAGAUGGUUCCAGACCCAUCCAAAACGAAGUUCCUCUGGCCAUCUCGGCAGUGAUCGGAGGAUCCUACAGUGACGUUUCCAUUCAGGUGGCCAACCUACUGCGACUCUUCCAAAUCCCUCAGAUCAGUUAUGCCUCCACCAGUGCAAAGCUCAGUGAUAAGACUCGCUAUGACUACUUUGCUCGCACCGUGCCCCCUGACUUCUACCAGGCCAAAGCCAUGGCUGAGAUCCUUCGUUACUUCAACUGGACCUACGUGUCUACGGUUGCGUCAGAAGGUGACUAUGGUGAGACUGGCAUUGACGCUUUCCAGCAGGAGGCCCGCACUCGCCAAAUCUGCAUUGCCACAUCAGCCAAGGUGAGCCGCUCCAUGAACCGCCAGGGAUAUGAGAAUGUGAUCCGCUCCCUGCAGCAGAAGUCCAACGCCAAGGUGGUCAUUCUGUUCACACGCAGUGAAGAUGCCCGUGAGCUGCUGGUGGCUGCUGCACGAAUGAAUGUUAGCUUCACUUGGGUGGCCAGCGAUGGAUGGGGAGCUCAGGAGAGUGUGGUGAGAGGCAGUGAGACGGCAGCAGAUGGAGCUUUCACCAUUGAGCUAGCCUCCUACCCGAUCAGAGAGUUUGAAGACUACUUUACUAAGCUGAACCCAUACACAAACACAAGAAACCCAUGGUUCAAAGAGUUCUGGGAGCACCGUUUCAACUGCAACCUCCAGCAACCGGGCUGCAGUGAGCACAGUCUACGAGAUGGAACUUUUGAGCAAGAGUCCAAGAUCAUGUUUGUGGUAAAUGCAGUCUAUGCCAUGGCUUAUGCUCUGCACAACAUGAGGCAAGCUGUAUGUUCUAACACAUCCAAAGUCUGUGAUGCCAUGAAACCAGGUAACGGCAAGAGGUUCUACAAGGAAUUCAUCCUGAAGACCAAAUUUGAAGCUCCAUUCAGACCUCCGGACACAGAGAAUAUGGUGCGAUUUGACUCUUUUGGAGACAGCAUCAGCCGCUACAACAUCUUUUAUUAUCACAAAGAGGAGGGCAAGUUCAUCUACAAGAAGGUUGGUUUCUGGGACCAGAACCUGACCCUUAACACCACCAUGGUCCCAUGGCAUGGACUGGUACCACCCACCUCUCAGUGUAGUGACCCCUGCAGGAAGAAUGAGGUGAAGAGCAUGCAGCCUGGAGAUGUGUGCUGUUGGAUCUGUAUCCCCUGCCAGCCCUACCAGUACCUGCAGGAUGAGUUCACCUGUGCUGACUGCAGCUUCGGGCAGUGGCCGCUGGAGAACUUAACUGGGUGUUACGAUCUGCCUGAAGAAUAUAUCCGAUGGGAAGAUGCCUGGGCCAUUGGACCUGUCACCAUCUCCUGCCUGGGUAUUCUGUGCACUCUGUCAGUGAUUGGUCUCUUCUUCAAACACAAUGAAACUCCUGUGGUUAAAGCAAGUGGACGUGAACUCUCCUACAUCCUGUUACUGGGAGUGUUGAUGUGCUACAGCAUGACCUUCAUCUACAUCACCAAGCCUUCCACCGCUGUCUGCACCCUACGUCGUCUAGGCCUCGGCACCUCAUUUGCGGUGUGUUACUCAGCUUUGUUAACCAAGACCAAUCGAAUCGCUCGCAUCUUCAGCGGGGUUAAGGAUGGAGCCCAGCGGCCUCGCUUCAUCAGCCCUGCUUCCCAGGUAGCAAUCUGCGGUGCUCUUAUCUCUUGCCAGCUGCUUGCGGCUGUGAUCUGGCUUCUGGUGGAGGUGCCAGGGGUUCGGAAGGAGGUGAGCCCAGAGAGGAGAGACGUGGUCACCCUUAAAUGCAACUGCAGGGACUCCAGUAUGCUCAUGUCACUCACCUACAACUGCAUCCUCAUCAUCCUCUGCACUGUUUACGCUUUCAAGACCAGAAAGUGCCCGGAAAACUUCAAUGAGGCCAAAUUCAUUGGGUUCACCAUGUACACCACCUGCAUCAUCUGGCUCGCCUUCCAGCCCAUCUUCUACGUCACUGCCAGUGACUACAGGGUUCAGACCACCACCAUGUGUAUCUCUGUCAGUCUGAGUGGUUCUGUGGUUCUCGGCUGCCUCUUCGCUCCCAAGAUCCACAUCAUCCUGUUCCAGCCCCAGAAAAAUGUGGCCACACUCAGAGUCACGACGAACCGCUUCAGUGCCACAGUGUCUGCUUCUGCCUCUGCUCCCAGCUCCAGCUACUCAAAAGGAUCAGCCUCUAAUUACGUGCCAGCAGUUUGUAAUGGCCGGGAGGUGGUGGACUCUACAACGUCCUCUUUGUGAAAACAGUUUCCUAUCUACGCACAAAAAAAACACCCCAUUGUCAGUCGUCCUCCAUCUAACAGGGCCGUGUAUGACGGAGCCCCCGUGCCAUCCAACACGCUGCAGAGAGAUAACCCUGACUGGGGAAACUGACUGACAGCGGCAAGGAUAACUCUAACUGUGAAAGCUCUAAGAUGUUCCUACAGCGAGCAGCGUGUAUCAACUGUAAAGCCUUUUUGUAUAGAUUUAAUAUGCUGUGAUUUCCUCAGUUUACAAAUAGAUGUGAUUAAAUGCACCGUGCCUUGUCCUCAGAAGUCUUGUUGUCCAAUGGGUGGUUGUGAAGCAAUAGUGUUAUACAAAACAAAAGGCUGUUCUUAUCUUGUCCUUAACAGUGCUGUGAUUAUAUCCAAAUGUUUUAGAUAAUGAUGAAAAAAGCUAUGAAUAAUAAAUCUAGCCCUUCUGUUAAACAAAAUAUGUAACUAACCAUAGUGAACGUGGUGAAAACUAGGGAACUAGAAAAUAUACAGUAAAGGACAUGUUGAUGUUGAAUGGAAUAAUGUGUGUUUCUGUAAUUUAUGUAAAUAAAAUGUUUUUUAAUAUUAAAAGAUUCAUUAAUGCUG